AUGAUGAUUCGAACCUCUCUCCUGAUUUGGCUGUUGAUCACUUCAGUUUUCGCUUCCUCGCCCAAAGGCUCCAUUGUUGCUCGGGUGUUGGAUUGUUCCCCGUCGUCAUCAACGGGGCUCAAACCCGAAUGCUGGAAUCAACUCAACGUAUCGGACUACAUCACAAAUUGGCUUGCAGAGAACGGCACCAAAGCUGACUGCGAUACAUUGGGUUUCGCACAAUGCUUUCUUGUGUUCAACGGCUAUGGCGGCCGAACUUGCGAUGCCCUUACUCGAGAUACGUGCGAAGGAUUCGAGACUAUUGGUUCCGACGCCACGUACUACUCACCGCAACAGUUCUACACGCUCUGGAACAUCUACGCUAUAUACCAGUUUUUCAACCAGUUUUCGGAGGCUCUUUGGAAUGGACACUCGCUCGCCUCAGAUACGAUAGGGGACAUAGUCGCAACCAUAUCACCAUCGACCGACCCAGAAGUUCCAAGCAAUCUUUUGUGGACGACGAUAUCAGGCGGCUUCUGGCUUAUUGCUGCCAGUGGUCUCAACCCAAUUCUAGGUGAAAUCGCCACAGGGAUGGCUGUUGUUACAGGAAUGAGCUCCUUCUUCAUGACCUCAAAAGAAGGCUCAUCCAAUGCACGUUUCAUCACCCUCGGUCAGGUUGGCAGCAAACUCGCCGAUCUCGUCAUCGAGUAUCAAGAAGUUUUGCAUAAUUCAUUGAAGGAGCUGCAAAGCAACAGUACUCUUUUCUUGGCAGCAACGAAACCUGGUGGCUUCAGCCAGCGCGCCGUGGCCAACCUCAAUCUGGAAUCUACCUCACUGUACCACGACCUGCAGCUGUACAUCAUCUCGUUAUCUUUAAAGGCCAACGGCAUCGUUUCUGCUCGAUCAACGGGAGUGAACGCACUCGAAUAUGCACCUAAGACGAACGGCGCGAUCUCAUGUCCCGGACUCGGCCCUGGCGGUAACUGCUCCCAAUGGUGGAUCGACGCAGACACGGGAAACACUUACGCACUACACAACCCCAAUGACUAUAAAAACAACUACGUCGACGUUCUACACAAAUUUCAGGAUAAGGGCUGGGCAAACUUGAGCGAGAUUUUCAAGGUGGAAGACUGCACGGGCAAGGAUCCUAGCUUCGACGGGAAGACCAAGGUGACGUGCCUAGCUUCGCACGGCUACUGCGAGUACAACUACACUGGACAGGACACAGUUACAAAGGCGAGGAUGGCCAACAAGCAGUUUACCAAUUGCGAUAACGAUAAGGAGUGGGGCACCCUUUGUGACUGGAUGAAUGGCGGCCUUGUUCUUCCUGAGUCUUACCUGGGGCCGCUCCUGACUUUGGAAGAACCAGCGUGGUGCAGGGAAUAUUAG
Molecule: messenger RNA, 1368 nt
Organism: Colletotrichum spaethianum
Lineage: Eukaryota; Fungi; Ascomycota; Sordariomycetes; Glomerellales; Glomerellaceae
Exons: 1
Coding region: 1-1368 (455 amino acids)
Source: RefSeq, a predicted model, not a curated record